AUGUCAAGGCCACCAUCUGCGUCUGAGAACACCUUGCCUGACACCCUGGUGACACCUGCUGCGUCUGCCCAACAUGAUUGCUCUGCACGGCCUGAGCUCUCUUCCGGCAAGCAGCGUCGCCACAACACUCGCGACCAGCAGCUCAUGCAUCAGGAUGUUCAGCAAGCUCCUUCUCCAUCCCGCGCUGAAUCCCCCACUGCUCAUCAAUGGUCUAAACCUGCAUCUGGCUUUACCCUAAAAAGGGCAUUGACUCUUCCCCUGGAGAGGCUCUCCCGCCCUGAUCGGUCUCACAGCCCCCAGCUUUCCGAAAGGGAUUCCAUCUUCGCAACCCACUAUCUUCCCUCAGAUAACGAAACCAGUAACACACCGCAACUGGGCCCCGUACAAGAUGUUGAUACUGCCUUGACGACCGACUUGUCUCCGGGACUCGAUAAUGCGCCCGCUUCGCCAAUUUCCUCUUUGAAAAUUCCCUUCCGUCGCCCUUCCGUCGAUCGCUCCCCCAUGGAAAUCGAAAUUCGUAGAACUCACCCGUUGCGCUCCUCUACCUACGUUUCGCCAUCCCUCCCUGUCCAUCCCUCGUCACUACGACCCGUUGCUUCAGAUGUAGCUUGGGACACACCUCACAAGGAACCGGACAGGAAACUGAACGCUCCUGUCCGGGAGAGUUCGCACCUUCCCGGAAAAGCUUUCCCGGAUGGUAUUGGCACUAAACACACCCAUUUAGAGGAUCCCGUUCCCAAUCUCAGUCUGAUAUCUGCCUCUUUGAGAGACUCGCCAUCCCAUCACCCUGAAUAUCCGGAACAAAUCCGAGACCGGCAUUGCGAGACUAGAGUUGAGCGGAGUGCGAGUCGGACCCGACGUGCCAGGGUUGAGAACUCCAUUGAGGCCAAUCUGACGAAUGUGGAGCCUACCUCUCACGUACGUAGCCGAAAGUCUAGUCAUUACCUCGGCUUGUUCAAGGAGAAUACGACCUCGCCUGACCGCAAAAGAAGGGAGGAUAGAGACGGGAAGCACGGGGAGUUUCCGACGCAGGACGAAACGUCGGACGUCACUGUCCUUUCAGAGCCUGAACAGAUUCGGGAUCGUUCCCACACACAAGCGGGAGAUUUGCUGUCAGAGGAUGUUGGUCCUCGAACUUCCAAGAGCUCACCUCAGCUCUUACUUUCCGCUGCUCCGUCAAUAGGGCCAACCGCAUGGCAAGAGAAUCGUCCGCAUACCCUGAGUGAUGAUGUCUCCAAACGCCAGCCCAAGUCUCUGCCGCGCAGUUUGCUGGAGGAAAUUCGAUCUUUCCACUUGACUCCGGGAGGUGGCCGUGGUUCCUCAUUCUCCAAGAGUAUUCCAACCCAGUAUGCUGAAAGGGGCAGAGACUAUUUUGCGGAGAUUCCACCUAGUGAUGGGCUCUCGCCACCAGAUACAAUUCGAGAACAACGUCGGGACUCGGGGCAAUUCGACGAUGAAGAAGAGGAACAGAUCUCGUCUGCUGUAUACUUUCCGCAUGAGCGUGUCACUGUCUCCGAAGAAGUCGACCAAGUCGAGCCUUUCCUUGAGAAUGAGCCAGACAUGGAGCGGUUCGAUGAGUCGGCGCCGAAGAGUAGUCUUGCUCUGGUGCCGAAAGUACAUACCGUGCCUAUUGGGCAGGAAAGCAGUCAUGUGGAUAUAUCGCUUCGGUCUAAAAAUGAGAGUAGGAUUCUCCAUGGCGAGCUACAAGACAUGCACUCCCCUACACUAGAAGAAUAUGAUCGCAAACCUCUUGGCGCCAUUUCAGAACGCAGCGGCGAUUACUCUACAUGUGAGUCCGAGUUUGCCUCUGCGGAUGACAGCAGUGUGUCUGCUCGAGACGAGGAAUCGAGCUUGACCGACGAUGCUGACGUGACCCCGACCGCUACUCCAACUCAGCGUGCUCGCUUCCCGCGUCCACGACGGAAGCACAGUUCGACAGCACCCGUAGGGGCGGUUGAACUGAAGCCUUAUCGACAUCAAGUGGGUGGUCAUACCACGGUUUUCCGUUUCUCAAGACGUGCCGUCUGUAAACAGCUCAACAAUCGGGAGAACGAAUUCUACGAGCGAAUUGAACGCAGACACCCUGAAAUGCUCAUGUUUCUUCCCAGAUAUAUUGGUGUCCUGAAUGUGACCUUUUCCAAGAAUUCGAAACGUCCCAAAGCUUCGUCAGGAAACAAUGCCGAACCCACAGAUACUGAACACAGCAAGGAGCUCACACAAGAUGAGAAGGACUCAAGGAAAACAAGCAUUAGCAAGCCUAGCCAGUCCGGAGACGCGGAGCCAGAACGAAUUUUCAGUCAAAAACAAGUGACCGGUGUCAUCCCCAAGGUGAUACUCGAGAACAACCGCCAUAUUAUUCCGGCUGAUCUGUUCAUGCGCUGUCAAAGACCUAGGACAGCUGAUUGUGCCGCGUCAGGCAGUCGGCGGUCUUUGAACGGGAAUCACGCGUCAGGUGGGAAGCAAUCGGUCGGUGGAUCUACCGCAAGCAGCAUUUCUGCUCCAACCUUGGACAAGCCCAUCGCUAGAUGGGGUGCCACAACCGUGAACAGGAAGUUGCAGGAGCAGGUCCUUCGAGAGGUCUUCAGCCCUCCCGCAAUCCAUCAUCACCGGCGACAUGCCCGCGGUCACUUGAAUCUGCCAAGGACGUCUUCGGACAGUGGCCGUCGACGGGCCAAUCUGUCUGAGGACCAGAGCGCAAGUCUGCAUCGAUACGCAUCAGAGCGCGUUGAAGCAGCAUCCAGUUCUUCGGGCAUUGAUAUUUCGAAGCCGUCCAAGGAAAGCCCGGCUCUGUCCUCUUCCGCCUCGACGGCGCUUGAGGCAGGCCAUGACCGUCUCGAGAAGGUCCGGACUGAAGAACCACAACCUCGCGCCAGCUCGCUCAGUCGAACCCGGCGGGUCAGGAGACGCCAUUCAGGCAGUGGUCUCCAAAGACGGGGAAGCAUCAGCUCCAAUAAAGGUGUCGGUCAACUCAUGUUUUUCGAGGAUGAUGGCUAUGGUGGCGAUAAAGAAGAUGGUAUAUUUUCGAUGGAACGCGACGCCUCCUUGCUUUCAUCUAGCGAUCCCCAUGUGAACGGCUCCACUACUGCGCUGAUUCACAAGAAUGAUACGUCUAACGAUGUACCUUCUGCACCACUGGCCGCCCGCGAUAGCCCGUCAAAGUCCUUGCGCCUUCAGGCGAAGGAUGAUUCUCAAAUGACUGUCCCUUCUAAUCCCAAGGAGGCUCAAACUAGACAAGACGAAAGGGUACAAUUUUUCCUUUUGCUGGAGGAUCUCACAGCUGGUAUGAACAAGCCCUGCGUGUUGGACUUGAAGAUGGGGACCCGCCAAUACGGCAUAGAAGCCAGCGAGAAGAAGCGAAAGUCUCAAAGGCGCAAAUGCCAGUCCACCACAUCUCAGCAGCUGGGUGUCCGACUUUGCGGCAUGCAGACUUGGAAUGUGAGGAAGCAGGAAUACACGUUUGAGGACAAGUAUUUCGGACGGGAUCUCAAGUCUGGGCGUGAAUUCCAGGAUGCCCUCACACGCUUUCUCUACGACGGCGUUUCUUACAGGAGCGUGGCGAAGAAAAUCCCCAUCAUUCUGGAUAAGCUGGCAAAACUGGAGAAUAUGAUUCGAAAGCUCAAGCGUUAUCGCUUGUAUGCUAGCAGCUUACUGAUUCUUUACGAUGGCGAGCAAAAUCCUACCGAAAAACCUCAAGUCGAUGAAACUCACAAUGCCGACAAGCGGGCAUCUCUUCACCGCCGUGCCUCCGAGGACGGGCACAACAAUACCGAAGUACAUCUAAAGAUAGUCGACUUUGCAAAUUGCGUCACAGGCGAAGACGAACUUCCUCCAGAUGCUCCCUGCCCGCCCCAGCACCCGGAUGAUAUUGACCGUGGGUAUCUCCGUGGACUUCGCUCACUUCGAAUGUACUUUCAACGCAUUCUCAAGGAAGUCACUCAAGAUGAAUUUGUUGAGCGGGGUGAAGGCGAAGCUAUCGCUCUCCGAUCUCGUGAUGCCGGUCGCGAGGAAUCGACGGACCGGUUCUGGGACGAGAGCGUGCUGGAGGAGGAUCCCGGUGAAGUCAGCUUCUGA
Messenger RNA from Aspergillus lentulus, 4071 nucleotides. RefSeq names its product inositol polyphosphate kinase KCS1. NCBI's taxonomy places the organism in Eukaryota, Fungi, Ascomycota, Eurotiomycetes, Eurotiales, Aspergillaceae. Gene Ontology annotation, molecular function: inositol-1,4,5-trisphosphate 3-kinase activity; inositol-1,4,5,6-tetrakisphosphate 3-kinase activity. The record is from RefSeq and is a predicted model, not a curated record. Gene Ontology annotation, biological process: inositol phosphate biosynthetic process; phosphatidylinositol phosphate biosynthetic process. Gene Ontology annotation, cellular component: nucleus; cytoplasm.